AGGAGAUGCAGUCAGCAGGGCCAAAUGAAAGUUAGUUCAACAAUCAUCCCGUAAUUAACUGUUGCGAGGCCAUCAUUAAACUAUAACUUGAUUAAAUUCAAAUUGAGUUUAGAUUAUCGAUUUUAACUUUUUUUUUUUCAAAACUCAAUGACGAAAGCUUCUACACAAUUGGAAAACAAGGUUCUAGUCACAGAAUACAAAGACAAUUUAUCAGUCUUGAGCAAAGCCUAACAGACCAAUAAAAGGCAGCUUAAUAAUUAGACAAAUCAACUCCCAAGAAACAGGAAUUACAGCUUCUCAUUACACUACAAACUCUAGAUACCGUGGAAAGUUGGAAGCUUAUAGAAGCAACGUCAAGAAACUGAAGUUCAGUUGUCAAUAUCAUUUGCAACUUGCCGGAUUCACCAAGUAAUAUGGGAAUAUGGGAACCCAACUUUGGAGGAAUCCUAUAGAGGGACUAAUUCAAAACUAUAAAUAAAUUUAGUCCUGUGCCAGAUACACACAUCUACAAACUCUUUCACCUGUGGUUACCAGCUUAAGCAGCAUUAUAUUCACUUGGAAAAUCAAUGGCUGUAAUUCUUGAAAACAAACUAAUUUUUAUGGCGGUUUUGGUAUUGGGUCUCUGGGCAUCUCAAGCCUGGUCACGCUCGCUGAAAGAUGUAAGCAUGGCUGAGAGGCAUGAAAUAUGGAUGGCUAAAUAUGGACGUGUUUAUAAAGAUAAAGCAGAGAAGGAAAGACGCUUUACUAUAUUCAAGCAGAAUGUGGAUUUCAUUGAAUCCUUCAACAAUGUUGGGAAUAGGCCUUACAAGCUAGGUGUCAAUGCAUUUGCAGACCUAACCAAUGAAGAGUUUAGAGACUCUAGAAGUGGAUACAGAAGGUCUUCCAUUUUUAAGACAUCUGAAACAUCAUUGUUUAGGUAUGAAAAUAUCACUGCAGUGCCAACUUCCAUUGAUUGGACAAAGAAAGGAGCUGUCACACCCAUCAAGGACCAAGGCCAAUGUGGAUGUUGCUGGGCAUUUUCUGCUGUGGCAGCCAUGGAAGGCAUUACAAAGCUCUCAACAGGCAAGUUGAUCUCGCUUUCAGAGCAAGAAUUGGUUGAUUGCGAUACAAGUGGUGAAGAUCAAGGUUGUGAAGGUGGCCUUAUGGAUGAUGCAUUUAAAUUCAUCAUAAAGAAUGGUGGCCUAGCAACCGAAGCAAAUUACCCUUACCAAGGAGUGGAUGGCACUUGCAAUAAUGGGAAGGCAUCUAACCAUGCAGCCAAGAUUACAGGUUAUGAAGAUGUUCCUGCCAACAGCGAGGAGUCACUACAAAAGGCAGUAGCCAACCAGCCAGUUUCUGUAGCAAUUGAUGCCAGUGGAUCUGCCUUUCAGUUUUACUCAAGUGGGGUGUUUACAGGAGAUUGUGGAACUGAGCUAGAUCAUGGAGUUACUGCAGUGGGGUACGGGACAAGUGAUGAUGGUACAAAGUAUUGGUUAGUGAAGAACUCAUGGGGAACUUCAUGGGGUGAGGAUGGAUACAUAAGAAUGGAAAGAGACAUUGAUGCUAAGGAAGGCCUUUGUGGAAUAGCCAUGGAGCCUUCCUAUCCAACUGCAUAAAUUGCAGAAAAGUAAAGAUGUGUGGACCUUAAAAUUUUACUGUUGCCCCCUAUUGUGUAUAUGUAUCUAAAGUUUUACUUUGAUAAUGAAAUGGGUGAUGAUUCCUCUUUCAA
This is a messenger RNA of Manihot esculenta (cassava), 1708 nucleotides long. Its product is annotated as senescence-specific cysteine protease SAG39. Gene Ontology annotation, molecular function: cysteine-type endopeptidase activity. The record is from RefSeq and is a predicted model, not a curated record. The transcript is spliced from 2 exons. Gene Ontology annotation, cellular component: lysosome. NCBI's taxonomy places the organism in Eukaryota, Viridiplantae, Streptophyta, Magnoliopsida, Malpighiales, Euphorbiaceae. Bases 567 to 1595 code for a protein of 342 amino acids.